AUGUCGCAAGAAUUCGAUGAAUCUGAGAUUAUUUUCUCUGAGAACUUCUUUCCGAUUCGCCGGAGAGAAAUCUCCGACGAGAAAGAGAAUCGUCCGGUUGAUUUCCGAGAAAACUCCGACGCAAUGACGAGAAACAAAAGCUCGAGACGGAGUAAUAAUAAAACGACGCCGUUGCCUUCUUCGCCGUCUGCGUUUUCGAGUUCGCUACCGGUGAAUAUACCUAUGAGACGGAGAUACUCGUCGGACGAUGAGGAAGAGGAAUAUUCCGAUGGGAAAAUGAUUCCGCCGCAUCUGAUAAUUGGUCGGAGAAUGGAAGGAGGUCAAAUGGCGUUUUCCGUUUGUACAGGUAACGGAAGAACUCUUAAAGGACGAGAUCUGAGCCGGGUCCGUAAUUCGGUUCUCAGGUUAACCGGAUUUCUGGAAGCUUAA
Molecule: messenger RNA, 429 nt
Organism: Arabis nemorensis
Lineage: Eukaryota; Viridiplantae; Streptophyta; Magnoliopsida; Brassicales; Brassicaceae
Source: the annotation of a GenBank genome assembly